GCAUCUCUCUAUGGUCGAGCCUUGCCAGCGUAGAGAUGUUCAGUAGUUCCGAUCAGUUCCUGUCGCCCACCUUCCACUCGCCGCCCAUGUGCGGUCCCGGCGGGCAGCAGCGCGUCCACUCGUCCCUGUCCCUCCCCGAACCCGAGCCCUGGAGGAAGCCCCUCCCGGCCGCCCGGCCCGGCCUGGCGCAGGGCGUCCGUUCCUGCUCCCUGCAGGUGCCCCGCAGCGAGUUCCUGGAGCUCCCGGCUCGGGCGGCCAGCUUCGACCUUCCGCGCGGGGGAGCCGACGAUUCCGACCGCGGUUCGGGGUCCCCCAGCCCGCACGGCGUUCUCCGGCGCCGCGGGGGUCUCGUGGAGCAGAAGGACAUCAUCAUGGCUCACCAGGCUCACAAGAUGCAGAGCACGCCGCAAGCUCGCAGGAAGGAGUGGGAAAUGGCUCGCUUCGGAGACGAGUCCGCCCCGAGCACCGUGGACUCCGGGGACGGAGACGCGGAGCGCGGCGGCGGCGACGCGCAGGACUGCGGGGCUUCGGCGGCGGCUGGAGGAGGAGGUGCCGACGGAUCGGGCGCGAUGACGGCGUCCAUGAAGCAAGCCAAGGCGCAGCGGGCCCGGACCAUGGCUCUGUACAACCCGGUGCCGCACCGGCAGAACUGCCUGACGGUCAACAGGUCGCUGUUCAUCUUCGCGGAGGACAACAUCAUCAGGAAGUACGCACGCCGAAUCAUCGAGUGGCCGCCAUUCGAGUACAUGAUCCUGGCCACCAUCACCGCCAACUGCGUGGUGUUGGCUCUGGAGCAGCACCUGCCCGGAGAGGACAAGACCCCCAUGGCCAAGAGGCUGGAGAAAACGGAGCCGUACUUCAUUGGCAUCUUCUGCUUCGAGGCGGGCAUCAAGUUAUUGGCGCUGGGCUUUGUUUUCCACAAAGGCUCCUACCUGAGGAACGGUUGGAACGUCAUGGACUUCAUCGUAGUGCUCAGCGGGAUCCUGGCAACGGCAGGCGCGCACAUGAACAUCCCCGUGGACCUUCGCACUCUGAGGGCCGUGCGAGUCUUAAGACCCCUCAAACUCGUCUCCGGCAUCCCCAGCCUGCAAAUUGUGCUCAAGUCCAUCAUGAAGGCCAUGAUCCCUCUGCUGCAGAUCGGCCUGCUCCUCUUCUUCGCCAUCCUCAUGUUCGCCAUCAUCGGUUUGGAGUUCUACAGCGGGAAGCUUCACCACACCUGCCUGCCAUCUGUCGACAUCCUCGACAAUGAAACGGUGGAUUCGUCCGAGUUGGCGUUCGCGUGUGGCGUGAGGAAGUGUCCGGAGCGAUACGGCUGCAACGACACGUGGAUCGGCCCUAACGACGGCAUCACGCAGUUCGACAACAUCCUGUUCGCCGUCCUCACCGUCUUCCAGUGCAUCACCAUGGAGGGAUGGACGGCUGUUCUCUACAACACUAAUGAUGCACUGGGUCCCACAUGGAACUGGAUGUACUUCAUCCCGCUCAUUAUCAUUGGCUCCUUCUUUGUUCUCAACCUGGUGCUGGGAGUCCUGUCUGGAGAGUUUGCCAAAGAGAGGGAACGGGUGGAGAACAGACGAGCCUUCAUGAAGCUGCGGAGGCAGCAGCAGGUGGAGCGCGAACUGAACGGCUACCGCGCCUGGAUAGACAGGGCAGAGGAAGUGAUGCUGGCAGAGGAGAACAAGAAUUCCGGGAGAUCAGCAUUAGAUGUGCUGAAGAGGGCGAGUAAGAAGACGGGCCCACGUCGAGGAGCCCCAGGCGAAGACAAGUACACGGAUAUGUCCACUGCCAGCAUGUCCCGCUCCAGGAUGAACUUCCGCAGCGGUCGGCGCGGUCCGGCCGCUUACCUGCGGCGCAAAGAGCGCAUGUUGCGCAUCUCCAUCCGCCGCAUGGUGAAGACUGACACGUUCUACCUGAUGGUGCUGAGCCUGGUGGCUCUCAACACCAUCUGCGUGGCCAUCGUGCACCACGACCAACCCGACUGGCUCACUAUCUUCCUCUACUAUGCAGAGUUUGUGUUCCUGGGGCUGUUCUUGGCUGAGAUGUUCCUGAAGAUGUAUGGUUUGGGUUUCCGCCUCUACUUCCAUUCGUCUUUCAACUGCUUCGACUGUGGCGUUAUCGUGGGCAGCAUCUUCGAGGUGGUUUAUGGCUUCUUCAGGCCCGGUAUGUCGUUUGGCAUCAGCGUGCUCAGGGCGCUGAGACUUCUGAGGAUUUUCAAGAUCACCAAAUACUGGGCCUCUCUCAGGAACCUGGUUGUGUCGCUCAUGAGCUCCAUGAAGUCCAUCAUCAGCCUGCUUUUCUUGCUCUUCCUCUUCAUUGUGGUGUUUGCUCUGCUGGGGAUGCAGCUUUUCGGGGGACGGUUCAUCUUUGAAGAUUACACUCCCACCAACUUUGACACGUUUCCAGCUGCGGUCAUGACAGUGUUUCAGAUAUUAACGGGCGAAGACUGGAAUGAUGUGAUGUACAACGGGAUUCGCUCGCAAGGAGGCGUGCAGUACGGGAUGUGGUCGUCCAUCUACUUCAUCGUGCUCACGCUGUUUGGAAACUACACACUCCUCAAUGUCUUUUUGGCCAUCGCUGUGGAUAAUCUGGCCAAUGCGCAGGAACUGACGAAGGAUGAAGAGGAGGAAGAGGAGUUCUUCAACCAACGGUAUGCCAGAGGCAGAGAUGGCUUAAUAUCUGAUGGCAGAAGAAGACCCUACCUAUACAGGAAACGCGCCAUCCACCGAGGUCGACCUACGUUCCCCGACGAGGCGGACGGAGCGAUGGCAGCCGCGGAUGAGCAGCCCCUAAACAGCUCCAACGCCUUCGCCAACCGCCGUGAGAGACGGAGAAAAGUCAACAUGUCCGUGUGGGAGCAGAGAGCCAAUCAGCUGCGAAAACGCCGCCAGAUGGCUAGCAGGGAGGAGCUCUUCAGCGGCCCCACCGAGGACACCAUCGAAACCCCCAGUACCCACCACGUGCCCGCGCUCUCCUCAGAAGCCAGCCCGGCCCACCUGCCCGAGUCCCCCGCGUCCGUGGGGAUGCCCUUGCCUGAACCGCCAAUGUCCAUAACUAUCCCCAUACCUGAGCCCCCGGUGGCCGAGCCUUUGGUCAACCUCUCUGAGGAGAAAACGGGUGGCGCUAACCACCGAACAACAGGCGGGGGCCGGCACAGAAUGGCCCGCAAGUUCAGGCCCGGUCAAGGGCCAGAGGAAGGGGCCAGACACCGACGCCACCGUCACCGCGACACUCGUGCCGAGGCCAAGAGCCUGGACUGUACGCAUGCGCCACACGAUGUGCCGCUGGUCAAGCGCUCACUCAGUCAAGAGAGGAGGAUCCUGGACGAGAGGGAGGAGCAUGAGGAGAAAGCUGAGGCAGAGGGCCAGGUCCAGGACAAUUCUGGAAUGUGUAUCGUCAACCCGUAUGCAGACAUUGGAGAAGAUGGAAGGAUGUCCGAUAUUCCCGAACCUCCUCAGUGCGAGCGGCUUCUGGAUUGUCCAACCAUCCCAGUGGAGACGGCUCUGGAGGCCACGGAGUACACCGUGUGCACCCUUGAAGCUGAGAAAUGUUCGGGCUCCCUCCACCGCGACAAGUCCAAUCCAGAAGGAUGCGUGGCCAUUGAGAUGUCCGCACAACCGCUGCUGGAGUUGACACCCAUGACAGUGAACAGUAAAGAGUUGGAGGCCUAUCAUUCUGAGCAGAGAGACAAAGACGAAGACACAGAAGAAGAGGAACCUCCUAUUCCUCCCAAACCUGUAGCUCCGGACAGUAUGUUCCUCUUCAAGGCCUCCAACCCGAUCAGAAGGAUUUGCCAUUACAUUGUCACCAUACGUUACUUCGAGAUGACCAUCCUACUCGUGAUUGUGGCGAGUAGCAUCGCGCUGGCCGCUGAAGACCCCGUGUCCACCAGUUCGGAAAGAAACAAGGUCCUGCGUUAUUUUGAUUAUGUCUUCACCGGGGUGUUCACCUUUGAAAUGAUCAUCAAGAUGAUCGAUCAGGGCCUCAUCCUGCACGACGGCUCCUACUUCCGAGACAUGUGGAACAUCCUGGACUUCAUCGUGGUGGUGGGGGCGCUCAUUGCCUUCGCUCUGACAAACAACAAAGGUCGUGACAUCAAGACCAUCAAGUCCCUUCGCGUUCUGAGAGUCCUGCGGCCGCUCAAGACCAUCAAGAGGCUUCCGAAACUCAAGGCCGUGUUCGACUGCGUGGUGACGUCCCUGAAGAACGUCUUCAACAUCCUCAUCGUGUACCAGCUCUUCAUGUUCAUCUUCGCCGUCAUCGCCGUGCAGCUCUUCAAGGGCAAGUUCUUCUACUGCACCGACAGCUCCAUGAACACGGAGAAGGAGUGCCAAGGCUACUACAUCGACUACACCAGAGACAAGAAGGAAGUGAAGAGGAGAGAGUGGAAGCGACACGAAUUCCACUACGACAACGUGUGCUGGGCCCUCCUCACUCUCUUCACCGUCUCCACCGGCGAGGGAUGGCCUCAGGUGUUGCAGCACUCAACCGACGUGACGGAGGAGAGCAUGGGGCCGAGUCGAGGCAACCGCAUGGAGAUGUCUGUUUUCUACGUGGUGUACUUUGUGGUCUUCCCCUUCUUCUUUGUCAACAUAUUCGUGGCUCUGAUCAUCAUCACCUUCCAGGAGCAGGGCGACAAGAUGAUUCAGGAGUGCAGUCUGGAGAAGAAUGAGAGGGCCUGCAUUGACUUUACCAUCAGCGCCAAGCCCAUGACGCGCUACAUGCCCCAGAACAGGCAAACCUUCCAGUACAAGCUGUGGCACUUUGUGGCCUCGCCCUCUUUCGAGUACACCGUGCUGGUGAUGAUCGCCCUCAACACGGUGGUCCUCAUGAUGAAGUACCACUCGGCCCCCACAGCCUAUGACACUGUCCUGAAGCACCUCAACACAGCCUUCACCGUCCUCUUCUCCCUGGAGUGCAUUCUCAAGAUCAUGGCGUUUGGUUUUGUGAAUUAUUUCCGAGACACCUGGAAUAUUUUUGACUUUAUCACAGUGCUUGGCAGCAUCACUGAGAUCGUUGUGGAUUUACAGUCGAUGAACUCCAUCAACAUGAGCUUCCUAAAGCUCUUCCGAACAGCCCGCUUGAUCAAGCUGCUGAGGCAGGGUUACACCAUUCGCAUCCUGCUAUGGACCUUCGUUCAGUCUUUCAAGGCACUUCCUUACGUCUGCCUGCUCAUCGCCAUGCUUUUCUUCAUAUACGCCAUCAUCGGAAUGCAGGUGUUCGGAAACAUCAAGCUGAAUGACGAGAGCCACAUCAAUCAGCACAACAACUUCAAGACUUUUUUCGGCGCGCUCAUGCUGCUUUUCAGGAGUGCGACGGGGGAGUCCUGGCAGGAGAUCAUGCUUUCCUGUCUGUCGGGUCAGGGGUGCGAGCCCGACCCCUCCAUCGCCCCCUUCACCUUGUCUCCGGACCACGAGGGGGGCUGCGGCACCGACUUUGCAUACUGCUACUUUGUCUCCUUCAUCUUCUUCAGCUCCUUCCUGAUGUUGAAUUUGUUCGUGGCUGUCAUUAUGGAUAACUUUGAGUACCUGACACGAGACUCCUCAAUCCUCGGACCGCAUCACCUGGACGAGUUUGUCAGGAUCUGGGGGGAAUACGAUCGUCUGGCAUGUGGGCGCAUCCACUACACCGCCAUGUAUGAGAUGUUAACACACAUGUCUCCUCCCCUGGGCCUGGGCAAAAAAUGCCCUGCCAAGAUCGCUUAUAAGAGGCUGGUGCUGAUGAACAUGCCGGUGGACGAGGACAUGACGGUGCACUUCACCUCCACGCUCUUGUCGCUCAUACGCACGGCACUGGACAUCAAAAUAGCCCGAGGUGGCGAGGACCGCAUCGCCUUGGAUGUGGAACUGCAAAAGGAGAUCAGCAUCAUCUGGCCCUACCUGCCCCAGAAGAACCUGGACCUUCUGGUUCCCAUCAACAAAGACACGGACAUGACGGUGGGGAAGAUCUACGCCUCCAUGAUGAUCAUGGACUACUUCAAGCAGAACAAGGCCAAGAAGCUGCGGCAAAAGCUGGAAGCUCAGAAGAGCAACCUGAUCUUCAAGCGUCUGGAUGCGUCCACCCUCCCUGAGGACAUUCUGUCCAACGCGCAGCCUCUGGCCAUGAUGGCCCACAGCGCUGGAUCCGCCCUGACACGAGGGGGUUUUGUGGCCUUGAGUCCCAUUUCACCACAGGAGCUGUUUCUGCAGUCCAUAAACUCAGACACGGAUGCUGGUCAGCAACAGAACCUGGUGGGCGAGUGCCGUUCGGGGAUUCCGCUAGGGAGGGGCCUGUGCGUGCGGGCCUCCUCCGUGCCGCGCCUGGCUGUAGAGUGGCAGACGGAGGGUGCCUGUGGAUCAAUGAAGCGUUCCGCCUCUUCCGCAUCAGACCAACACGUCAACGGUCUUUGGCAGGAAGAGAAAAGUCCCGAGCGCUUUUACCGACCUCGUCACAAGAGCUACAAGGCGGCAGUGUCUCGGUCCGAGCACUGGCAGCGGGGCGAGCGGGACCGAGGCCGGUCCAAGGAGCGUUGCCACCUUCUCUCUCCGGGCGCGUCGCGCUGCAACUCGGAGGAGCGCAGCUUGCAGCCGUCGCGUUCCUCCAGCGUGGAGAGGACACGGCACCGAGAAAAACAGGGUAACAGCUCAGACAGUCCCGUGCCCUCCACAUCGGAGUCCAGCACCCCCAGUGUCCGACGACCUUCAUCGCAGACCCCCACCCGCUCUCGUCCUCACAUCUCCUACUCACCGCUCGUGUGUCGCGCCGACCCUUCCGUCGGCGAGGACGACGAGACGGAGAACGCCGGGCGGGACCGGGAGGCCGUCGGCGACGAGCGAGGGGGCGAGGCGGGCCUGCACCCGUCACCUCUGCGCCGCUAUCCCUCCGAGCCCUUCCUGGCCUCGCAGGAGGAGGACCACAGCCCCGAUCCCACCGGCCCCAUGGAGACGUUGACCUUCGAGGCGGCCGUGGCCUGCAGCCUGGGACGCUCAAACACCGUCAGCUCUGCCCGCCCGCGCUUGCGGACCGGCUGGCAGGUCCCCAACGGACACUUUCGCAAGCGUCUGGCGCAGACGGCCUCAGUGGCGGGCAACGACCCGCUCAGCGACACCGAGGAGGAUGACCGCUGCUAGGGACAAAGACACAGCGACUCUUUGCUGUCAACAUUUUAAAACACAAGUUGACAGCAACAAAGAAAAACUUCUUCCUGAAACUGUCCUUGCCAAUUCACAUCAAACAAUUACUAUUUAAAAAGCAAAAAAAAAAAAAAAAAAGGUCUACUUCCUGCCUUCUACUUGAUGAGAGAGGAACAAUUGUUCAUUGGAAGCAGCCACAGGAUGAAAGGAUAGUAAAGUGGGGUAAACACAUAUGAUUUUUGUUCAUAAAUAGUAAACGUAUUUAACAUUUAGAAUUGUCGGCCCCGACCGUUUUCCCAGCAGCUUGGGGAGAAAAUCCACUCAGCCCGAUUGUACAGUAGUUAACGCGUGUACCCCGCUUAAAAAUACAGUGCUGGGCAAAAGUUGAAAUAGCGCAUUAGCCUCAUUUCACACAGCAACACGGUAUCCCACGACUUUGUUCUGCCGUGGUGCAUGGGGCUCGGAAAAACCUAUAACAUUUUGGUGAGGGUCUGGCUAAAGGUCCGGCUACUAUUUUCUACACAUUUUAAAGCAUCAAUGGAGCAGUCCACCCCCAAGAAUCAUAAUGGCACCUCCCGUCUGUUUGCCAUGCUCCGCGAACCAGAAGGCGGCCUAACUCACAAAUGGACAACAGAUAAAUUUUUUUGUUAGUUUCGUUUUUCAUUUUUGUUGGUUUUGGUGGUGGUUUAUGCUCAAUCUACUGACAUUGUACCAAUACAAUAUGGUCAUUAUAGCAUUUCUAAACAGGAAACCUAAUGGCGACCACAGUACUGUACAAUGAAUCAAAUGAUAGCCAUUAGAUGAUUUAGUGUUGCUCAUUGCAGUGUUUAAGUUUAGUGUGAAUAUGUAACUACAUUUUCCUAUCAAUGACUUUUCUGUAAAUACAUUGUGACCAUCACAGCAUCCACACAAAGAAACUAACAACUUUUCCAUGUAUGGAUCACCGAACAACAGAAGUGCUGGAUUUUAUUUAUUUAUAUUUUUUAAAUACACUAUGAAUGGAUCUGCAUGGGGGGUGUCAUUUUUUUCUUUUCAUCUAAUUCAUAACUUGUGAGAUAAGAAUGCACCUGUAGAAUAAUAGAAAACAUGCUUCUUUGUCAUUUCAACCAGCUAAAUUAACCUUUAAAAUCUUUCUUCUAUAUCAUUCCUGUUUAAUGUUUUUGCCAGUCGACAGACACCCUUUACAGAUGGGAGCAAUGUAAUCUAUCAGGAACACCAUCGACACUUUAUAUCAGUUGAUCAUUUUUUACCUUGUGAAUAUUCAAAAUAGAAACCAGUGCAGACAGUGACUGUAGAGACACAUCACUACACGUUUCUCUACUACUUACUAAUAAUGUACAGAGGCUCUUUGUAACGUUUAGGAGAAAAUAAAUCAAUCGUAAAAAGGCUGACAAUCACGAACCCCACCCCCCAAAAAAGAUUUGCUUCAUGAGUUCCUGGAAAGAAAAUACAAACAAAAUUUGUAAGUGUAUAAUAGCUGUAUAUACAAAUAAAUGUGUCCCAACUCCA
Messenger RNA from Phyllopteryx taeniolatus (common seadragon), 8618 nucleotides. Its product is annotated as voltage-dependent R-type calcium channel subunit alpha-1E-like. Gene Ontology annotation, biological process: chemical synaptic transmission; calcium ion import across plasma membrane. The transcript is spliced from 47 exons. The coding region runs from base 36 to 7106 and encodes 2356 amino acids. NCBI's taxonomy places the organism in Eukaryota, Metazoa, Chordata, Actinopteri, Syngnathiformes, Syngnathidae. Gene Ontology annotation, cellular component: voltage-gated calcium channel complex; neuronal cell body; membrane. Gene Ontology annotation, molecular function: high voltage-gated calcium channel activity. The record is from RefSeq and is a predicted model, not a curated record.